This is a messenger RNA of Aspergillus homomorphus CBS 101889, 1249 nucleotides long. RefSeq lists its product as uncharacterized. The transcript is spliced from 4 exons. Gene Ontology annotation, molecular function: protein binding. The coding region runs from base 88 to 1092 and encodes 334 amino acids. The record is from RefSeq and is a predicted model, not a curated record. NCBI's taxonomy places the organism in Eukaryota, Fungi, Ascomycota, Eurotiomycetes, Eurotiales, Aspergillaceae.
CUGCUUCUAGUUCGUUCGUUCAUUCGUUCAGUUUAUCCCCUCUUCUAAUUUGACUACUGUUAUCCUUCCUGCAUCUAUCGCAUCUAGAUGUCUAUCACCUCGUUCUUGGCUCAGUGGAUGGACCUGGGCGGCAGGAGCACGAUGGCCGGCAAGAACCGCUCCUCGCCGUUGCUGGCUACCAGCCGUCGGAUCCGGAAGCCUGUUCGGUCGUCUGCGAGGCGGAAGAUAGGUGGGAAGGUGAAGUUGAGGCCGAAGGUCAGAAAUGGGAGGAAGGGAGCGGCAGAGGAGGGGGAGAUGAUUGGGGAGCCGCCGCUUACAAGUCCUCUCGUGAACCCCGUAGUCAGCGUGAUCGUGGGCCCGGACCGGCGUCUCUUCGUCGCGCACGAAGACGUGCUCGCCCGGGCUACUUUCUUUGGCGCUGUGCUGGAGGACCAGUUCACUGAGAGCGGCUUGAAUAAGGUGGUGGCUUUGCCCGAUGAGGACCCAGAAGUCUUCUCGUGUCUCCUUGAACUGCUCUACAAGGGCGACUACUACCCGCGUCUUUUGUAUGUUGACGACGGUGCCAGCUCCACGUCCGCUCCUGUAUGGUACCUCGAGGAGGAGGAUGACCAGGAGAAGAACGGGAUGCAGCAAGCCACCACCGCCCCCAGCGGUGUCAGCAGGAGCAACAACCACCAAGUUCACCCAACCCGUAACAUCUCCCCAACCGCAGCCCUCCACCACCACCGCGCGGGCCUCAUCCUCCGCGACACGGCCAUCUAUUGCGCCGCCGUGCACUACGGUCUACCCGAUGCUCUGGCGCAUCUCGCGCUGCGCAAACAGGGCCUCCGGACCGGGAUCGCCGUCGAUGUGAUUCUGCGGUCUGCGCAGUUUGCAUACGAGCACACGCUCGACUCGGAGGAUCGGCUGCGCGCACGCUACCUGGCGAUGAUCAUCCGGUCGCGCGCGGUGUUCCGGGAGAGUGGGACGAUGCAGGCGGAGAUGGAGCGGGGGCAUCCCUUCUUUUUUGAUCUGUUUGUGGCGUUGUGUAAUCGGGUGGAUGAUUUGGAAAAGAAGGUGAGGGAGGCGGAGGGUGAUGGUAUCGCUGAGUAGGGCUAAGCUUGUGCGUCUAACCUAUCAUGAUGCGAUAUGGUAUGAUGCAUGGACUGGAUGUCUUGCUGGGCUUGGAUCGAGCCCUUUUUGUGAAUCGUUUGUCUGGUUACUGCGACACAUAUAUCAAAAAUACCCGUAUGCACAGCAUAGGGGACAA